UUAGACAGGGGGCGCACGGUGAGGUGAGAUCCUGAUGGAGUGUUCUGGCUCCGCUGGGCGUGGCCUCGCGUAGCUCCACCCACCCAUCGCGGACACUCUCUCUCUCUCUCUCUCUCUCUCUCUCUCUCUCUCUCUCAGUAGGAGAAGAGCGACAGGCGGCAAGCGCAGCACUCACAGCGGGGACGCGGUUUGAAAUCCGAUCCGGGCUAAUUUUUUUUACCCCCCUCCUCCUCCUCCUUCAGAGUCCGGAGCUCCAAACUGUUUAGCGGGAGUUCGUGAGUCCAGCAGUUUCACACAGAGGAGCGCCUGAACAGAGAGAGGAGCUCACAUCAGUCCGACCCGCGCCGCGCACCUCCGCCACAUUCCCCGCCGGUUAGUGGGACGAGGUGUACCAACUAACUGAGGCUUUCUUCUCAACUCUAACAGUCAAACCGGGCACAGGCGGAGAGAGGAGCUGAAGUUUAUUUGGAUUGAUCCAUAAGGAAGAGUUGAACACAACUGAUCUUUAGUGCAUCUUAGCUGGACUCAUUGGACUAUCCACCUUCUCAAGAACCAGCUGUGCAAUUCAUGGUGAUUUCUAAUUGCUGAGGAUUACUGGCAACACGGGAGAUUUUCGGGUGGCAAGUGGAUCAGCGACAUCUGUGUGAGAGUGCUUGAGUGUGUGUGUGUGUGUGUGUGUGUGUGUGUGUGUGUGUGGCAGCACUACGUUGACAUCAUGUGUAGGACUGUGGAAGAUGUGUGAGUCUGGUGUCUGUGGCGAGGAGCCUGGGCCACGACGGCUCCUGGCUGGGAUGAUGGCGCUUUGCCUUCUCCUCUACCUCACCUCCAUUGUCCCAUCAGUGCACAGCGCUCACCUGCCCUCGGCACAGCCCACAGACUGGCGCUCGAGCGAGACGGAGAUGGAGCUGGAGACGGAGGUGUUUCUAGAGGACUACGUGGUGGCCGUGGGGGACUCGUUGGACCUUCAGUGUAACGCACCAAACUUCCUGAUGUCUGUCACGUGGCAGAAAGAUGGCAGCAUUGUGCUCCCUGGCAACCGCACGCGGCUGAGCCACAAGGCACUGCACGUCAACAACGUGUCAUACGACGACUCGGGUGUCUACUCCUGCCGAUACGAACAGGGCAACGCGCUGCUCGGCAACUAUACUGUCAGAGUCACCGAUUCCCUCUCAUCUGGUGAUGAUGAAGAUUAUGAUGAGGAGCCAGACGAUGCAGGUAAUGGAAAUGAGGCGCCGUACUGGACCCGCCCGGACCGGAUGGAGAAGAAGCUGUUGGCUGUCCCUGCUGCCAAUACGGUGAAGUUCCGCUGUGCUGCGGCAGGGAACCCCACCCCCACCAUCCACUGGCUGAAGAAUGGCAAAGAGUUUAAGGGCGAGCAGAGGAUGGGAGGGAUUAAGCUGCGGCAUCUGCAGUGGAGUUUGGUAAUGGAGAGUGCUGUUCCGUCAGACAGAGGCAACUACACAUGUGUAGUGCAGAACAAGUAUGGGACCAUCACACACACUUACCAGCUUGAUGUACUGGAGCGUUCUCCUCACCGGCCCAUCCUGCAAGCAGGUCUGCCAGCCAAUCAGACGGUGGUGGUGGGCAGUGAUGUAGAGUUCCACUGUAAGGUGUACAGUGAUGCACAGCCUCAUAUCCAAUGGCUCAAACACACUGAGGUGAACGGCAGCCGAUUUGGCCCCAACGGAACACCCUACGUUACUGUCCUAAAGACUGCUGGCAUUAACACUACGGAUAAGGAGCUGGAGGUUCUGAUCCUGACCAACGUGUCCUUUGAGGAUGCGGGCGAGUACACAUGUCUUGCGGGGAACUCUAUAGGUUAUACCUAUCACUCAGCUUGGCUUAUCGUUCUACCAGCUGUAGAAAUGGAGAAAGAGGACGACUACGCCGACUUCCUGAUCUACGGAACGGGCUGCGUGCUUUUUAUCCUCACGGUGAUCAUCAUCAUCCUCUGCCGUAUGCGUAUGAACACGCAAAAGACGCUUCCCACACCUCCUGUACAGAAGCUCUCCAAAUUCCCCCUCAAGAGACAGCAGGUGUCCUUGGACUCCAAUUCCUCCAUGAAUUCAAACACCCCCCUGGUCAGGAUCGCCCGCUUGUCGUCCAGCGAUGGACCAAUGCUGCCCAAUGUCUCAGAGCUAGAACUGCCAUCAGACCCCAAGUGGGAGUUUCCUCGCUCGAGGCUAACACUAGGGAAAGCUCUUGGUGAAGGCUGCUUUGGGCAAGUUGUGAUGGCUGAAGCCAUCGGUGUUGAUAAAGAGAAACCCAACAAGCCAAUCACAGUGGCAGUCAAGAUGCUCAAAGACGAUGGCACUGACAAGGACCUGUCUGACCUGGUGUCUGAAAUGGAGAUGAUGAAAAUGAUCGGCAAACACAAGAACAUCAUUAACCUGCUUGGGGCAUGCACACAAGAUGGUCCUCUCUAUGUGUUGGUGGAAUAUGCCUCCAAAGGGAACCUGAGGGAGUAUCUGCGUGCCCGGAGGCCUCCCGGUAUGGACUACUCGUUUGACACCUGUAAGAUUCCAGACGAGACGCUCACUUUUAAGGACCUGGUGUCCUGUGCCUACCAAGUAGCCAGAGGCAUGGAGUACUUGGCCUCCCAGAAGUGUAUCCAUAGAGACCUAGCGGCCAGGAACGUUCUGGUUACGGAGGAUAAUGUGAUGAAAAUUGCUGACUUUGGUCUGGCCAGAGACGUGCACAACAUAGAUUACUACAAAAAGACCACCAAUGGUCGUUUGCCCGUUAAAUGGAUGGCACCGGAGGCUCUGUUCGACCGGGUCUACACACACCAGAGCGACGUCUGGUCAUACGGAGUGUUGCUAUGGGAGAUCUUCACUCUGGGAGGAUCGCCGUACCCUGGCAUCCCUGUCGAGGAGCUCUUCAAGCUGCUCAAGGAGGGCCAUCGAAUGGACAAACCUGCCAACUGCACUCAUGAACUGUAUAUGAUCAUGCGUGAGUGCUGGCAUGCUGUUCCGUCUCAGAGACCCACAUUCAGACAGCUGGUGGAGGAUCACGACAGAGUUCUCUCCAUGACAUCAACUGAUGAGUAUUUGGAUCUCUCUGUACCGUUUGAACAGUACUCUCCCACCUGUCCAGACUCUAACAGCACCUGCUCCUCCGGAGAUGACUCCGUGUUUGCUCACGAUCCCCUGCCUGACGAGCCGUGCCUCCCGAAACACCACCACAGCAACGGCGUCAUACGGACAUAGAGGCUUGAAACACUACAGCAGCAGCAUUAUACGGGUGUAACCAGCUUAUACACGACAGCGGACAUCAACACAUGCUAAAAUCCGUCGUAAUAACGGCAUUAACACCCUUAAGAGGAAGGUGGAGAGGGCUGAGGGGUCGAAGACAGGUCACCCUUCAAUCCCCUGAUAAACAACCAGAUAAGGAGGAGGCUCAGUGUUGCCAGACCAAACUAAUUCACUUGGCUCACUGCGAAGUUCGAGUGGGGAAAGAAAGCUUAGUGUAGACUACAUCAAGGCUACCAUCACCACAUUUCCUCUUCCUCAUGCCCUUCUUCCAUUUAUAAGCUGACAUUCUGCUUUUUGAAAAUCAUGUUUUUUUUUUUUUUAAAGAGAAUUCCUAUUUUUCUACUCUGCCAGUUUAUUUUUUCUUUAACGCUUGGCAGUUUUAAGGGUGAAACCAUUCCGUGCCUAUUGAACAAACACAGAACCAGUGGAACAGUGGGGACUUAUUAUACAGUAGCUACAUAUUAGAGUGACACCCCGAGUGUCAUUCCAUGUAGGACAACUUGGAGCUGAUGGGAAAAUAUUUGAUUUGUGUGAGAAUCAAACUUAAACCAUUGCUUUCAAACACAUGGCCAGUUUCGUUUGUUUUGGGUUUUUUUCAACUGUUACUUCUUUUUCUUUUUUCUUUUUUCUUUUUUCACGAGAACUUCUGACAUGCCGAUCUUUUAAAGGAGAAGAUGUGAGAUUUAAUUUGAGGAAAUGUAAUUGUGUGUUUUGUAUGUAUCAAAAUUUUCUAUUGUAAAUAUACAGAUAUAAAUAUGUAUCAUAUUGCAGUCCACAGCAGUGUAUGUAAGAGAAAAGAUUUGAUUUAAAAAAAAAUAAUAAUAAUAAUAGUUUUAAAAAAAAACAAUGCCUUGCAAAUGAGCAUACAUUGUUGAGGUCAUGUAAACAUUUAAUCUUAAAAAGCGAAAAGUUUUAUUUGAAUUAACAUGUAUAUUUGUAAAGAUAUUUAUAGACUUAACAUAAUGAUUUUAAGGUCUAAAAUUAUAGUCUAGGGUUUUGGUACUGUAAACAAAGGGUUGUUUUUUUUUGUUGUUGUUGUUGUUGUUGAGUUUCAUUUUGUAAGUUAUUUACCACAGAGGUGCAGCAUUUUCUCAGCCAGUGGAUUUGUUUUUUGUGGUUUUUUUCUCUCUCUUUAUUUUCUUUUGUGUUCCAUCUCUUUGUUUACAGUGGCAAGAAUGUAUAAACACUAUUGGCAAUAUAAGUAUCAGCAUAAUGCCAUGAACCAGACAUUGAGUUCUGAGAUGAAAUGCGAGUGCCACAUGUUUUACAUUGUGUCGACUGUGAUGUCAGUGUUAAUAUCUGGAAUACAGGGACCACACAUGAUUGUUCUCUGGAGAAGAAAUUGUCAGACUUCUGAGAGCUAAAGGAUUCACAAUUUGUACACAAUUUCCCUAUUAUCUUUCCCUUCGCCUUGUUUGCCCCCCCCCCC
Messenger RNA from Ictalurus furcatus (blue catfish), 4683 nucleotides. It is a transcript of the gene fgfr3, whose product is annotated as fibroblast growth factor receptor 3. The transcript has 18 exons. Gene Ontology annotation, molecular function: ATP binding; fibroblast growth factor binding; fibroblast growth factor receptor activity. NCBI's taxonomy places the organism in Eukaryota, Metazoa, Chordata, Actinopteri, Siluriformes, Ictaluridae. The coding region runs from base 735 to 3209 and encodes 824 amino acids. Gene Ontology annotation, biological process: positive regulation of MAPK cascade; positive regulation of kinase activity; positive regulation of cell population proliferation. The record is from RefSeq and is a predicted model, not a curated record. Gene Ontology annotation, cellular component: signaling receptor complex; membrane.